This is a messenger RNA of Paramacrobiotus metropolitanus, 585 nucleotides long. RefSeq lists its product as uncharacterized. The transcript has 2 exons. NCBI's taxonomy places the organism in Eukaryota, Metazoa, Tardigrada, Eutardigrada, Parachela, Macrobiotidae. Bases 1 to 585 code for a protein of 194 amino acids. The record is from RefSeq and is a predicted model, not a curated record.
AUGAGGUGGGAACACGAGGCACACCUCCUGGAUGAAAAGGUCACGGUACUUGAAUUGAAAGAUAAGGAGUGGCAACAAUCAGUCCACCAGAAGACGCAGGAGAUUAUCAAGCUCAACACGGAGCUGAUUGAUAUGACCCAAACGGUGAUGACAAGAGAAGAUGAGGUCACCCAGACGAAAAACCAACUGAAAGCAGCAGUCGAGGAAUACACGAAGCUGGAAAGGGAUGUGACCCAGUUGGCGGAACACAUUAAAAAGGUGGAGAAUGACACUGAAAAGGUCAUUCAGGAGAAGACUUUCCAACUCCACCAACAUAUGUUAAAGGUCAAGGAGGAGAAUCAGAACUUGAAAACGGAGAAAGAGGAAGUCCAGUUGAAAGUCCGUCGCCUUGAGGAUGAGAAUAAGGCGCUUGUUAUGUCCAAUAAGCACAAAGAUGAACAGCUUCUGCAAUAUGGAAAUGGAUGGCCAAGUUUAAAGAUGAAUAUGGAGACCGUGACGAGGAAGUUCUUGGCUUACGAGAAGCCAUGGCAAGGAAAUUUGACCUCGGAAAGGAAUCGCUUGAUCAGUUUUAUCAAGCGAUUAUGA